Messenger RNA from Oryzias latipes (Japanese medaka), 7169 nucleotides. It is a transcript of the gene ppp1r37, whose product is annotated as protein phosphatase 1, regulatory subunit 37. Lineage: Eukaryota; Metazoa; Chordata; Actinopteri; Beloniformes; Adrianichthyidae. Gene Ontology annotation, molecular function: protein binding. The record is from RefSeq and is a predicted model, not a curated record.
ACGUAAGACGUAUGAACAACAAACAGUUGUUGGACUCGACUUCAACAAGCUAGCGGAGGGUAGCGCUGAACAAAAACAGGCACAGCUGACAUCUCCUGGAGACAAAGAUUACCAUCAGACCUCAGCGGUGGGCAUGUCACAGCUAUAAUCUUUUUUAUAUAUAUAAUUAAUAUCGAGGGUAGCAUGUGUAGCCCUGAUACAGUUAUGUAGCGCAUAGGGAUAACGGCCGGAAAAAUGCCUACAGAGUGUGACGCUUGUUUUUUUCGCCGCAGUUGCUCCUUGUGGUGUGUGUUGCGAGCGUAGUUGCAGCACGAGUGAGCGAGCAGACCUGCACUGGUACUAAAUAUUUCUUCGCCUGGGAAAAUGAACUGUGUUGGGGAGAAACGGAUGGGCUCGCGUAAAGAAGCAGAGACACGCAACCUAUCUGGGGCCUGUGCGUCACCGUAGGACAACUUUAGCAAGCUAACCAACGUUAGCACACUUUAAUUCCUGUUGGGUUGUUUGAAUGUCGGAGUUCAACAUUCUUUUGUAGGCGACCAGAGUUUAUUGACUUAUUUGUUUUAGUGGAUAAUCGUAUUUCUCUUUUUAUACGGCUGGCAAUGUGCUGACGACUUGGGAGCAAUUGAAUGGUUCCCAUUAAAGCAAUACAACCAAGCUAGUAAAGAAAUAUUAAGUGGAGUUUAUCAGAUCGGCAUAAAGUUAUAAAGUUAAGUUAUAUAUUUUGGUGUAUGAGAAAUCACUGACAUACCUUCUAAUUUGCACGUAUUUCACGUAUUUUGUGAAAUUGAUGUUUCUAAGAACUAGCACUUUAUUUAAUUGAACAGGAUGCACCAAAGUCACUUGUGACGUGGGGGUGGAUUGAAUCCAUUGAUUAAAAUCGGAAAACAAUUUAAACUACAACUAGAUUUUUUUUGUCAUACAAUUUAAUGUAUUUUUCCAGUUAAAACAACAGCAAAGUUGCUGCUCAUUUGAGUACAUUGUCGUUAGACAGGGAGCAUAGACAACCAUAUGUCACAUUUUUCCCAGUGACCGUGUUAUCUACUGUCCUGCCUUUGUGACAUGGUAGUAGAGGCUUAGUCACCAGAGAUGUAAACAUGAAUAUCCAAGAGCAGUGUCUAGAUCUGUGUAAUGUCAAGACAAAAAGCAAUGUCGACAAUGACUUCAAUCCUACAAGCAUCACAGAAGGGGUCACUCUCAUCUCUGAGCUCAUGACGGACAGUGAGGCAGAGAAACCAAACAUUGUUCCCACAGAGGCUUCGGAGACUUGCCUGAUGCCACAACUUACUGACAACCUUCAGGGUGCUGAGGAGGAUAACCAGAAGGCGCAAGACACACUGGAAAUUGAUGAAGUUAAUGGAAAUCGAAAGAACUGUGUCCAAGAUACGCCUGCUGUAGUUAAUGUCACUGGGCUAAUCUUUCCUAUUGACGGACAGUACAAAGAUGACACUGAAAAGGAGAAGAUGAAGGAUGAUAAGUGUUGCAAACCUGAAAGUCCUGUUGUGGAAGUAGGGGAUGAUGGUGGGGACAUGGACAUAGGUGUGGAUCUGACUCUGGGUGAGAGUGAGCUUUUGCAGGCUGAAUCUGCAGAUCUUAGUUCAUUAUCCGAUGCUUUUUUGGACUUGGAGUCCACUCUUCAGGAUUUCCCAGCUGAUGAAACUGCAGAAAGUCAGUCGGAUGCUAAACAGACAGAAUCUUCUUCCUCUGAUCAAGCUAGAGUGUGUCUGUCAAACGAGGAUGGAGACGGUAAACACAAACCAAGUGGCAAAAGGGUGACAUUUCCCUCAGACGAGGAUAUAGUUUCUGGAGCAGUGGAGCCAAAGGACCCCUGGAGACAUGCUCAGAAUGUGACGGUGGAGGAGAUCCUCACUUGUUAUAAACAGGCCUGCCAGAAACUCAACUGUAAACCUAUACCCAAAGUGCUCCAACAGAUACAGGAACUUAAAGACCUUACCCUGCGAAAUGAAUGCUUGGAUUUGAAAGGUGAAAAACUGGACUACAAAGCAUGCGAGUCUCUGGAGGAAAUUUUGAAGAGAGUCCAGUUUAAAACGGUCGACCUGGAGCAGACCAACCUGGAUGAAGAUGGUGCUUCAGCGCUCUUUGAUAUGAUAGAGUACUACGAAUCGGCCACCCAUCUCAACAUAUCCUUUAAUAAGCACAUCGGCACACGAGGAUGGCAAGCUGCUGCUCACAUGAUGAGAAAGACAAGCUCCCUGCAGUACCUGGAUGCCCGUAACACUCCUCUGCUGGACCACUCUGCCCCGUUUGUAGCACGGGCCCUCAGGAUCAGUGGCAGCCUGGCAGUCCUUCACCUGGAGAAUGCUGGUCUGUCUGGCAGACCGCUCAUGCUGCUCGCUACUGCUCUUAAAAUGAACAUGAAUCUGCGAGAGUUGUAUCUAGCAGACAACAAGCUCAACGGCCUUCAGGACUCAGCCCAGCUUGGCAACCUGCUUAAGUUCAACUACAACAUUCAGAUUCUGGACUUGCGCAAUAACCAUAUUUUAGACUCUGGUCUCGCUUACUUGUGUGAAGGACUAAAAGAGCAAAGGAAAGGCCUCGUCACUCUGGUGCUAUGGAACAACCAGCUCACACACAGUGGCAUGGGCUAUCUGGCUGCUGCAUUGCCGUGCACCCAAAGUUUGGAGACGCUGAACCUCGGCCACAAUUCUGUGAGCAAUGAAGGAGUUCACAAACUGAAAGACGGACUGAUUGCCAACCGCUCUGUGCUCAGACUGGGCCUCGCCUCCACCAAGCUCUCCUGUGAAGGAGCCGUGGCUGUGGCAGAAUUCAUUGCAGAGAGCCCGAGGCUGCUGCGUCUGGACCUUCGCGAGAAUGAGAUAAAGACUGGCGGCCUGAUGGCUUUGUCACUCGCCCUGAAAGUCAACACGUCUCUGCUGCGUCUCGAUUUAGACAGAGAGCCCAAGAAGGAAACUGUGAAGAGCUUCAUAGAGACACAGCGCGCCCUGCUAGCUGAGAUCCAAAAUGGCUGCAAGAGAAACUUCAUCCUUGCCAAGGAGAAGGAGGAGCUCGAUCAGAAGAUGAGGCUGUCUACCUCUAUGGCUGAAAUCGCUACAGAGGAUGGGACCAGAGAAGAAGAGGAGGAGGAGUUGCCAUCAUCAGAUGAAAGGGAGCAAAGAAAUAAAGAGGCUGAAAUCUCAGGAAACGAGGGACAGGCGAGCAGCCAGGCUGAAGGAAGCACAGAGAAAAACGUUCCUGCACCAAAUCUGGAGUCUGACUCAGACACUGAGGACGAGGAUGACGGAGAGGAGGUGACAAAGUCUUCUUCCGCUCCAAACUCCACUGCCCAGAGUCAGACUGCUCCUCAGUCAAAUUCAGGAGCUGCAAAGUUUCCCCCCAGUGCCUCAAGUACCUCUUCACACCCAGCUGUUUCGCCUGCUGCAGGACAACGUGUCAUUUCUGGCAUUACUGUCACAGAAGCCACAGUUCCUACUGGGACCCCUCCCUCUCCUGGGCGCUGCAUAUCUGUCUCUAGCCCGGGCAGAGGUCACAAGAUUUUUAUGGUCACCAGGGUGGAAAGCCCUCCUGAGCCACAACAGAAAAAUGACCCUGCAGCUCCCAUCCUGACCAAAGCGGCCUCACAGAAGGCUGCAGACGUACCCUCGUGUGCGACGCAGCAGACGCCACCUCCAGCUUCUUCUCCCACAUCUGAGCAAACACAGCUGACGGGCGAGGAGGUGAACCAGGGCUCAGCUGCUGCUUCUGCGCUCUGCACCAAGCAGAGUACAUCAGAGUCCAACACUACACUCACCAGCAAACUAGAAUCCCAGCCAGCAAGCCGACCCACAGAGGACGGGACAGCCAGAACUUUAGGGCCAAGUCUCCAAACACAAGCUCUGCCUUCAGAUUCUGCAUCAGUGCAGUCUGCGACCUCUCAGCUGGCAGAGGGAGGUGCAGGUACGUCUGUGACCCCCCAACCUGAUGACAUUAAAGAAGAGGAGAGUCACGCACAAGAUCUGAGCAAAAUGGAGGAAAUGAACCAACCUCAGGAUCUGCAGCAGCAGCAGCUUUUAUCAUCUGCUCUUCUGAAUGAUCAAGCAUCAGAGGAGACCUCCCCAUCAAACCAAGCCGACCAGGAACCUCCACAGCAGGAAGAGACGCAGGAAGCACCAGCACAUUCACCCACACAGAACGAGGAGUCAUGGCCAAAGCCUGCAGAGGCUGCUGAACAGGAAGGAGAGUCUGAGGCGUCUGUCCCCCACGAAGAAGCGCAGAACCUCCACCUCACCUCGACUCCAUCUGAAGCUGAAGGGAGUCCGGUUUCAGUGGUCGAACAAGGGAAGUGCGUUAACGAGGUCGCUGCAGAUGAGGGCUUUGCCGAUGCUCUCGAGGAAAACGUGGCGAGCUCAGCUUUACCUAAUGGUUUGAAGCCAGAGUUUGCCGUCCACCUUCUAAGCAGUGAAAGUCCAAAGCCUGGUAACUGCGUGAUGGAGCAUGCGAGUGCUGACGGUGAACAGGAACUGGAGGAGCUGCUCCGAGAAGCCAGCUUGGAGUCUGGAAGAGACGCAGUGUGAACUGUCCAUGUGUAGACAGAUCUCCGAUGGAUCCUCAGCUAUGUGACCACAGUGUUUUUGUCAUCUCUGUGACCGGACCAUCAACAUCUUUUUCCUUAAACAACCGAAGACCAAGUGUUACAGCAGUCAAACGUUGUGUUCAGAAAGGUGAACAGUCGACCUUAAGAGCUCACCUUUUGUCCCAUAAGGAGUCUUUACAGCCACACUACAUCCUCUGUGUGAAAGGGCGGAGAGAAGAAAUCCCCUUCGUAUCACUACAUCUUUCCAGCCUAAGAUCUCCACAGACGCACACAUGCCUGUGUGAGAGGACCGAAGAGACGAGGAAGGCCGGAUGAAACACUAACCAAAGACAGAACACACAAUCUCAUUUAGAUCCUCGGCAGUCCGUUAGCUAGCAAUCAAAAAAUGUUCCUCACUCAGAGCUGUACAGGUGAUGACUACAAAGGUCUGUGCUCCUGGACCCUGUUGACCAAACCUGCAGACUCACAGAGGUUGAGGUUGAGAGUGUGUCACCCUGAAAGGUUUUUCUAUCAAUAAAGCUGAGGUUGUUGAUGUGUCUGUUUUCAAUGUUAACCCUGUGUGUCUCCCACCUUCUCCUGGACUCUUUCUCUCCGCCCUGGAAAUAAAACUCUUAAGAGACCUUUGCCAAAGUGACCUCCUCCCUGUUUGCUUUCUCCUGCUCCGUUUCCUUUUGGCCCCUCAGGAAUCAGUGUGCCCCCCAUCCGUCUCAGUUCUGACAAAAAUUAUAAAGAAGUUCAAUUCCAAAAAGCAGUUUUGAGUUGACCCUUUGCUGCUACAAAAACUGUAUUUUGGUUAAGGUAUGCCUAUUUUUUUUCUUCAUCCCCAAACUAAAGCUGUUUUUGGUAUACAAACGUAAAGGAAGAAACAGUCAGGGCUUGAUGCUCUUUCCCCUGCUCUCCUUUACCUCUUCUGGAACUUUCUUUCAUCUCUCUGCUUGUUGCCUUCAGUCCGCCUUUAGCAUUCUCGUUUCUCCUUCAUCCCCUCUUAGCUGCUUUGAAAGAUCUAUUUUUUUUGUAAACCUGCUGCAGCCUUCUUUGAUUUUAUUCCCUCCCCCAUUUGAUUUCUCAUCUGUGUGUAGGGGCUGCUUUUAAAACUGUCCUCCUUUUUUGAUGUAUGUGUGUUUCAUUUUCAAAUUAGAGCAUUUUUUUUUUCUUUUUUGGGGAAAUUCAUGGGGAGAGCAAUUGCGUUGUACUGACUAGGGUGCAGUCAUAAAAGCAAAUACUAAGGUGUUUGAAAAUGUCUGGACUGCUUGUUUUGAAACUGCCAGAGGAGUUUGUGGCCACAAGGGGGCGCAUUUGGGUUGUUUUCCUCCUUCCUGAAGAAGAGUCCAAAUAUCAACUGCAUUUUUUUUUCAACGUUAAGCAAAAGAAUGUUGCAUUUAAUUCCUGCAAGUCUGCAAAGAGGAAAAAUACCCCCCCCCCCCCCCCCCGCCACAGAAAUAUAUACAACCCUUAGCAUUUUUCAUCCCCUCUGAUCUUUACCCCCUCUCAACAAAUAGUUUGCCCAGCUCUUUGUAAUGCUUUAAUUUUUAGAAAUUUUUAUUAAUGAUUUGUUAACUUUAUUGAAAUGUGCUGGUAAUCACAGAUAUGUAUGGCGGAAAUUGUUGCUCUCAAAUAAAUGCAUGUAGCAACUGAAAGAGAUGGCUCCGUGUUCAAUCACACCAAGUGUAUUCUGACCCCAAGAUGGAAGCAGUUCCAUAAGAAAAAUAUCUUUAGACCAAGUCUAGUUGGGACUUGAAGACUUGUGCUUUGAAAACGUGUCAAUAUCAAAUACAAAUGUUCAAAUUCAUGCAGUAUGUAAAGCACACUGCCUACUAUGACACAUAUGUUGGACUUUAACUCCCACUUUUGUGGCACAUCCUGCCUCUCAUAGGGAGGAUAGUUCAUUUUUCUGGAUAUUCUUAAUUUGAACCCAUUUGUUCAUGGAAGGUUUAUUUAUUUGAGGUUAGAGAAAGACAGGGUCGUGUCUGGUUUAAACCAGACGUUAAAAAUAUCUUCAAAUGUCUUAUAAACAUGGAGAUAAGAGAGGAAAGUUUUUCCCACACCAGAGUAGGAGGACCAGACCUGUUUGAAGGAGAGAUGGGACUCAGAAAUUUUCCUGAGUUUGAAGGGUUUCUCUGUGCAAUCUUGGAAUUUUGCAGCAUAUUUUGAGCCCGUUUCCAAACAUUUGCACUGAUGUUUUCUACCAGUCUGCAGGAGAUGUGACUGCUGCUGCUAGAAAGUUUUGAUUAUGAACUGGACCACUAAAGUAGACCGAUCAGUUAGCUUUAGCUAGAGAGAACAAGCAAACUAAACGCAUUUGAGCUUCAAACCGGAGGUGAACAGUUGAGAAUUUGUUUUCUGUUAUGACGAUGUUUCUUUUUUUUCCUGUAGGGGUUUCAGGCAAAGCAGAUUGUGCAAUAAAGGCAAUGAGUUUGCAGCUUUGCUUCUUCUGUUUGGCCUAGAUGUUCCUGCGUUCUUUAAUAAGGGGCAAAACUUUUUAGUUGAAGGGAAAAUAUUUGAAUUUGGAGAAAAAAUGAUCCACACAGAGUUCUAUGAUUCUUUGAAAAAGUUUGUGAAGUCUUAAUGUUUUCAGUGUCUUUUUGUUUCUCAAUUUUUUUUAAAUAAAAAAAACUAUGAA